Drosophila arizonae is the source of this 408-nucleotide messenger RNA. RefSeq names its product Mucin related 29B (gene Mur29B). NCBI's taxonomy places the organism in Eukaryota, Metazoa, Arthropoda, Insecta, Diptera, Drosophilidae. The record is from RefSeq and is a predicted model, not a curated record.
UUAGCUAAUGCGCUAGAGUGUUACGAAUGCGUUGGAUCGGAUUGUAAUGAUCUGAAUGAGGAUCAGCUAGUAAGCUGCGAUUUAGAUGAUAUUCCAGCAUCGACAACAACUACGGAAGGCUCAACGUCAGAGUCAUCGUCGAGCACAACGGAGUCGGAGACAAGUGACUCGACGACAACACCGUCCGGUACCACUGAUCCCACCAGCGAUGACACGACGGAAACCACUUUAGAAGCCACCGAGACCUCCACGCCAACUGCGGAAACAGGAUCAACCACAUCAUCGGAUACCAGUGAAUCCACCGGAACCUCAGCAGCAGAGACAACGGAAGCCUCCUCAACUCCAGCUAUAAGCACUGAUUCUUCCACAACGCCCGACACAUCAGAAUCAACCGGAUCCCCAGCAUCC